Messenger RNA from Scatophagus argus, 1831 nucleotides. It is a transcript of the gene zcchc4, whose product is annotated as zinc finger, CCHC domain containing 4. The transcript is spliced from 13 exons. NCBI's taxonomy places the organism in Eukaryota, Metazoa, Chordata, Actinopteri, Scatophagidae. Gene Ontology annotation, molecular function: zinc ion binding; rRNA (adenine-N6-)-methyltransferase activity. Gene Ontology annotation, cellular component: nucleolus; cytoplasm. Gene Ontology annotation, biological process: rRNA methylation. The coding region runs from base 120 to 1616 and encodes 498 amino acids. The record is from RefSeq and is a predicted model, not a curated record.
UUCCUGCGACAACGUCCUCGUGACGUCAAAUCUGCGCGACUAGAAACGGCACGGUUUACACUUAUCCGGUUGAACUCUCGUAGUAAAAAUAUUCGACUGAAGUUUGUGUGUGUAACAUUAUGGACAUGGAUGUGACUGAGGGUAACGACGACACUUUUGGAGUUGAGGUUAUAUGUUCUGACGCCGAUAAAACAGCGCCAUGUUGUCCGCAUGGUCCAACGUUGCUGUUUGAGAAAGUUUGUAAAGGAGGUGAGAAACGCAGGAGGUUUUACGCCUGCUCUGCCUGCAGAGACAGAAAAGAUUGCAAGUUUUUCCAGUGGGAAGAUGAAAAGGUGUCUGAGGCCAGGCUGUUGGCCAGGGAAGCAGAGAACCAGUCAAAGAGGCCACAGUUCACCCAGAAGGAGUACUGCAGCAGGUUCAGAAGGUUUGCCUCCCUCCCACUGGAUGAGAGGAAGUUCUGUCAGGAUUGUCAGAUUCUGUUUCUGCCAGAAGAGCGUGAGGCCCACUCCUCUCACAGAUCCAUAGCCGUUACAGCAGCCCAACUGAGGAGGCCCAGUAUCCUGCUGCGUCCUCUGGACAACAAGAAGAGCAAUGCCCAGUACCUGUUCACCGACCGCAGCUCCGACUUCCUGCUUGACACCCUGGCUGGUCUGGGAUACAGGAAAGUGCUGUGUGUGGGCACGCCCAGACUCCAGGAGGUCAUCAAGUUACGAAACCUGGAACAGAAACAUGAGCCAAUGAAGAGUCUGCUGUUGGACAUUGACUUCAGGUAUGCUCAGUUUUACCACCAGGAUGAAUUCUGUCACUACAACAUGUUCAACCAUCACUUCUUUGAUGAAGAGGCUUCGAGUGCAGUUCUGCAGAAUUUCCUCACAGAGUGUGACGCAGAGAAGGUGGUGAUGGUGGCUGACCCUCCAUUCGGUGGCCUGGUGAAGCCCCUGGCCAAUAGUUUCUCUCUGAUCUCACAGACGUGGAGGAAGCUGCAAAGUGCUGACAGUGGGAACUGUGACAUGCCUAUGAUGUGGAUCUUCCCGUAUUUCUUUGAGCCUCGCAUCCUGGAGUGUUUCCCCUCAUUCACCAUGCUGGACUAUCAGGUGGACUAUGACAACCAUCCUCUGUAUAAACAUGGGAAGACAGGCAGGAAGCAGUCUCCUGUUAGACUCUUCACUAAUAUUCCACCCAGGGACGUUGUCCUGCCCGAGGAAGAGGGCUACAGAUUUUGCUCUGUAUGUCAGAGAUUUGUCUGGUCCCUCAACAAGCACUGUGCCAAAUGCAAUGUCUGCCCAUCCAAGGAUGGCCGAGAAUGGAAGCAUUGCUCAGCGUGUGAGAAAUGCGUGAAACCGUCCUGGAGACACUGCCAGUCUUGUGGUUGCUGUGCCCUGCCGGACCACCCAUGUGGACAUGCUCAGGGAAAGGAGGGCUGCUUUAACUGUGGCAGCCUAGAACACAAACGCAAAGCCUGUCCCCUCAAAGACUCACACAGGGUCAGCAGGCAAUGGUCCAGUGCCAAGAAUGGACUCAAAAAUGUAUCCCAUCAUCCCACCUUCAAGGGUAAAGCUAAGAGGAAGUCUGGAGUGGCUCACAGAGUGAAGAAGAUGGCUGCCAUGUCUGUGUGACCUCCGUGCUCGUCUUGUCGAAACAAAGAGGAUUUUAUUUCAACUCAAAUGACUGUUGUUGGCAGUGGUUGUAGUAGAAUUGAAAGUAAUAUAAAAAGAGAAAUUGCCUUGUAUUUAUCAUUGAAAUAAAUAUACCAAUAAGUUUGGUAUUUGGUAUUUUCUCUCUAAAUGUCAACCAGAAAGUAAAAACUAGAAUAAAAAGCUCCAUUACUUGA